Dovyalis caffra is the source of this 224-nucleotide messenger RNA. The record is from the annotation of a GenBank genome assembly. Lineage: Eukaryota; Viridiplantae; Streptophyta; Magnoliopsida; Malpighiales; Salicaceae.
AUGCGUGCAUGUGGCAGGAACCCAGAAGAGUAUCGAGGGUAUAGAAAAAGCUGUGUCUGGUUUGAAAAAGCGAGACCUGCCACAUGGCAAAACGUGCCGACGGAAUGUCGGCCUGUUGUCAAUUUGUGGUCAUUUUUCGCCAAAAGCGGUGUGGUUUUAGACCCAUUUUCGGUGGAAAGCGAGCCAGCUAAUAAAAACUCAUUACCUUACGCCAUGAGCUCGGG